Messenger RNA from Phaeodactylum tricornutum CCAP 1055/1, 2541 nucleotides. RefSeq lists its product with no specific name. Bases 52 to 2541 code for a protein of 829 amino acids. Gene Ontology annotation, cellular component: nuclear pore. Lineage: Eukaryota; Bacillariophyta; Bacillariophyceae; Surirellales; Neidiaceae. The transcript has a single exon. Gene Ontology annotation, biological process: protein import into nucleus; poly(A)+ mRNA export from nucleus. Gene Ontology annotation, molecular function: structural constituent of nuclear pore. The record is from RefSeq and is a predicted model, not a curated record.
CCUUCCUCCACCCUUUGUAGGUUGAUUCGCGUUGCUGAUUAGUCCCUCGACAUGGCUACGAUGGAAUGGAAUGAUUUGUCUAGUCAGACUCUCCCAAGUCUGUCAGGGACAUCGGGAUCGGCAUGGGGCUAUCCGUCGUCAUCCUCCAACGGCAACGUUGCCAACGCCUCGGAUCGUGUCUCAAGACCUGCAGGGAACGCCACCGGUUCCCUGUUUUCCUCGCCGAAGAAGCCACGAUGGAAUGAUGAUCACGACGAUACUAUGGACUUCGUAGAAGGGGAAAGGCGGCAUUCACCAAUCGAGAGCCUCGAAGAUUGCCUCGCACGACACCAGCAAGAAAUGUUUACCAAGUUGCUGCAGGAAACACACGAGGAAACUCGUCGUGUUACUAACGAACGUAUCCAAGCUCAGCUGAACGCUGCAUGGGACCGGGAGCAAGAGGUUUGGAUUCAGGAACUUGUGGGACAACGGAGUUUGGGUGGUUCUUCGGAACAGAAUCGAUUGGCCCUUCAGUCGCCGCAGUAUUCGACUAGCCAGAGUCUUGUUGCUGUUGAUACAACCCGCGGCAAUGCUGUGGGUGCGUCCCCAUUCAACCAUGCAUUCACAUCGCUCCAUGCUACGACGCAAGACACAGCGCCGCCCGAUUCUCGACUGGUUCAACUGCAUCUGGAGGUAGUCCGUUUGCUCGGAAAGGAAAGUUCGCCUCCGCAAGCCGCAGCGAAGCUGGAACGGUCGAUCGAAGCCACCACUCCAGCGCUGUCAGGAUAUGUGACAGCGUUGCAACUCGUACAACAGCUCAUUCCUAAAACAACUUCGCAGCACGCUCCCAUUCAACAUGCUGUGGCUACUUUGGUACAUUUGUGUCACCAAUUCCGCACCAUUAUCGUUCAUCGCGUACGCAAAGCCGCAUUGGCCGGACAGCAUGCCAUCACCACAUCCUACCGGACGGACCUUGCAACACAGGCAUCCGCGUUUACCCAAAUUUCAUUAACGAUGGACGACAGCAGUCCCUGGCCUAUCCUGUAUUACUGUCUGCGUUGCGGUGAUGCUGUUGCCGCGUUGGAAGUACUGGAUUCCGCAGGGCUGGCAUCGGAAACGACAAACCUAUUUCGUCGUGUGCUUUCCACUUUGGCCAGUAUGCAAGAGAACAGCGACAAUGCUUCGUGCUUCUGGCAGUCCGGAGGUCUCCCUCGUGUAGCUCUCGCGGACCGUCAAGCUUUGGCCGGGCAGUUUGAUCGGGCUUUGAACGAUUUUGCCAAAGGAGUUUACGCCUUGCUCUCGGGAUUGAAUAAUCUACCAACCUCGGAAACAAUCAUAGGGUUUAUGAAUAUUGAGGACUACUUGACGGGGCUCUUAUGGAAGGCAUUGAUGCAAGAAAAUGCUGACGAGGAGCUUAUCAGUGUGGCCAAUUUGAUCCAAGAGUUUGGGCCAGCGCACUUUGGCGAUAACGAAUCGGGCGGUUGGUCCUAUGCCAUGCCAUUGAUGGUCACACAGCAGUACAGCCAAGCUCUAUCGCACUUGGCUAAUACUGGUUCUUCCAUGGGACUUUUGCAAGCUUCACACCUGGGGCUCAUUCUGUCGACUUGCGGCGUGUACGACUUGGAGAUGCCGUCAAGGUCGACGAAUGCGGAUCAAAGACACUCUUUGGACGACGUGGCCGCCGCUCUGAUGACUGCCUACGGAGAUACUCUCGUGAUGGACCCCGCUACGGGCGCGUUAGGUGCACUUGAAUACUUGGCAAGGAUCCCGAGUAAAGUACGGGCCCGUAAGGAAGUUGCCGCCUUGAUUGCGAAGACUGGUGAAAUAGAACAACUGGUUGGCCAAAUCGAUCGCGAAGGUAUACGUGUAGGUGGCACCUUGGACAUGCACUUCACCGCCACUGAUAUUUCGUUCUUGCUAGAUGAGUCGGCUGGAAUUCUGACUCGGGAUCGUAGCAAUCGACAAAACGUUGGUUCGGCUGCAAUGUGCUAUCUUUUGGCGGGCCGAUACGCCAAUGUGUUGGAGCUCUUGAAUCAGCUCAUUUCGCCAGCACGUGGACUUGACGACAACCUUCUUUUCUGGAUUCAACAAACCAAGUCUUUCCACGACAACUACCUUGAUAAGCCAACACAUGUUGGUGAAGUGCUUGAGGAACAAGGCAAGCAAGGCCUGAUCCAAACAAGUCGCAUCCUUUUGGAGCUGAACAAUUUUUUUCACAAGAUUCAAGAGAAGCGCUUUAACGAGGCAAUGACUAUUGUAUCGAAGCUCGGUCUAGUGCCAGAUUCUCAAGCAGAUGUGAAUACCAAAGGAAGCGACUUUCAUCGCCUCGAUCGCCUAGUUCAGCAGUGCUAUCCCGAAGUUUUGCUUGGAGUCAUGGAGUCCCUUCGAUUUGAACACCGUCAAAUACAGUUGGAUCAACAGGGUGGAUCUUCCGCCGUAUCUCGUCAACGAUUACUAGAAAUUCAGGGUAAGGCGCGUUUCAUUGUGACUUUGGCUGGAUUGGUUGGACUUGUCAAUGAUAAGGUGCAAGAUCUUUCACGGCUGGAAGCUCUCAUGAUCUGA